AUGGCGCUGGAGAUGAAGGCCUGGCUAAAUGUGGGCGGAGCUUUGUGCCUGGGCUUGGUGCUCACCUGGUGGAGUGAAGGGAGGGAGCAGUUUGCCACAAACCCCGACUCACACACGUCUGAGGGGAAAAGCAGCCAGCUGUGGCUCCAGCUGCGGCUCCAGCUGUGGCUCCAGCUGCGGCUCCAGCUGUGGCUCCAGCUCUGCUGCGACUCCAGCUGUGGCUCCAGCUGCUGCGGCUCCAGCUGCGGCUCCAGCUGCUGCGGCUCCAGCUGCUGCGGCUCCAGCUGCUGCGGCUCCAGCUGCUGCGACUCCAGCUGCUGCUCCAGCUGUGACUCCAGCUGUGGCUCCAGCUGCUGCGGCUCCAGCUGCUGCUCCAGCUGCUGCGGCUCCAGCUGCUGCGGCUCCAGCUGCGGCUCCAGCUGCUGCGGCUCCAGCUGUGGCUCCAGCUGCGGCUCCAGCUGCGGCUCCAGCUGCUGCUCCAGCUGCUGCUGCUCCAGCUGCUGCGGCUCCAGCUGCGGCUCCAGCUGCUGCGGCUCCAGCUGCGGCUCCAGCUGCUGCGGCUCCAGCUGCGGCUCCAGCUGCUGCGGCUCCAGCUGCGGCUCCAGCUGCUGCGGCUCCAGCUGCUGCGGCUCCAGCUGCUGCGACUCCAGCUGCUGCGACUCCAGCUGCGGCUCCAGCUGCUGCGGCUCC
Messenger RNA from Fundulus heteroclitus (mummichog), 690 nucleotides. RefSeq names its product keratin-associated protein 5-1. The record is from RefSeq and is a predicted model, not a curated record. The transcript is spliced from 3 exons. Lineage: Eukaryota; Metazoa; Chordata; Actinopteri; Cyprinodontiformes; Fundulidae. The annotation marks the transcript as partial.